Molecule: messenger RNA, 1052 nt
Organism: Linum trigynum
Lineage: Eukaryota; Viridiplantae; Streptophyta; Magnoliopsida; Malpighiales; Linaceae
Source: the annotation of a GenBank genome assembly
ACAAAUGAAAUUUCAAGAAAUGGGAAUUACCCAUUAACGAUUAAUUAAUUACUAAUACGAGUUAGGACUCCAUUGGAAUUUGUCUUUCUCCCCAAAAAAAAAAACAGAGUAAACAUUUGGGCCGAACAAUCAAUCUCAUGGGCCACUUGCUCGACAAGUGAAGCCCAGAAAGAUCUUUCUCCGUGUCCCGUUGGCAAGCUCACCGCUGCCCACGUGGCAUUGUCGCAUCUACUAAAAUAAACCCGGUCGAAAAAGCCUUGCCUGCCGCCCCCUAAUCGCUCCUUCUCUCCUUCUUUAUUCAAUCGAAAGGGGGAAGAAAUUUCACACGGCUUUUAGGGUUUUAUCAGUUUCAGCAAAUCAGGCGACGAUGGCGAGAAGCAAUCUCGCCCGCUUAUUCUCCAACUUGCCCUCCUCCUCCUCCCCAGCAAUCCCUGCCGCGGCGCCCCUCACCAGAUCCGAUUCGGCGAUUAGCUCGCUCAGCAGACUCGUGAGCACGACGACGACGACGACUCAGCAAUCCCGGGCGCGCGAGGAGGAACCGCCGAGCAAGAAUCCGAAUCCGGAGGCUGACAACGAGAAGGGAUCGAAGGCGGAAGUAGAAGGAGAAGAGGGUGAUGAAGAUGGCGAGGACGAGCUUGACCUGAACAAAGAUACGGGCGAGAUCGGCGGGCCCAGGGGUCCCGAGCCGACUCGGUACGGCGAUUGGGAGCGGAACGGCCGAUGCUACGAUUUCUGAGCCUCGAUCUAGAACAGUCGGAAUUUUAAAUUUACCAUUAUAUCCCUCCUCUUGUUGAGGUUAUGUUUAGUCGAGGAUUAGUCAGACUUUUUAAGUUUGAUUUGAAUAAUUGGUGUUUGAGUUUAACUGUUAAAAGUGUUUAUAUAUAUAAAGUGGCGGGUUUGUCUUGCCCGCCGGCGGUGGCAGAUUGCUUUUUUUUUAUAUUUCCUUUCAGUGUGGGCCUUUCCGUAUUGUAUUUGUGGGCUGAGCCCAAAUUUGACCCGAUGUGUUGAAGUUGGGCUCAGUAGGAAAACUCUAAUAUACGAGAAUUUGACAC